Messenger RNA from Manihot esculenta (cassava), 1402 nucleotides. Its product is annotated as transcription factor MYB46. Lineage: Eukaryota; Viridiplantae; Streptophyta; Magnoliopsida; Malpighiales; Euphorbiaceae. The record is from RefSeq and is a predicted model, not a curated record. Bases 132 to 1070 code for a protein of 312 amino acids. The transcript has 3 exons.
GCCUAGCCAACGCUAGCUCUAUAGUUUCAACACUUAACCAAACAAGAAUCGGAAGAAACAAAAUAAAAAGGAGAGAGAGAGAGAAAACUAAAGUGAUUUAAUAAGAGAUCAUCAGCUUCAUAAAUCAUAGCAUGGGUCAUCAUUCUUGCUGCAACCAACAGAAGGUUAAGAGAGGCCUUUGGUCGCCUGAGGAAGAUGAAAAGCUCAUUAGAUACAUCACUACCCAUGGCUAUGGCUGUUGGAGUGAAGUCCCAGAGAAAGCUGGGCUUCAAAGAUGUGGAAAGAGCUGCCGUUUGCGUUGGAUUAAUUAUUUGAGGCCUGAUAUUAGAAGAGGAAGAUUUACCCCAGAAGAGGAGAAGUUGAUUAUUAACCUUCAUGGCGUUGUUGGAAACAGAUGGGCUCAUAUAGCAAGUCACUUGCCUGGAAGAACAGACAAUGAGAUAAAGAACUAUUGGAAUUCAUGGAUCAAAAAGAAGAUACGAAAGCCUUCAGCUUCUACAACUACAGUUGCUGCAACAAGUAGCGGUAUCGAUCAUUCACAUAUAAAUUAUGGCUCAAACCAAAUAGAUUUAGUGCAUCAAGAUUUGACAACAAGGCCUCAUGUUCAAGAAACCCUAUUUUCAUCUCCAGCUCCCUUAUUUAUGUUCGACACUGGCACUACUCCACUUGAUGGAAUUGCGGACAACAGUGUACGAGGGGAGUUUUUUAACGAGCCUGCGAGCUUGAACACUGAAACAUGGAACACAAACCAGCACCAUCAUCACCAAGUUCAAAUCCUUCCACCACAGGCUACAUUCAGCAUUGGGAUGGAUACUAAUUACUUGCCUCCAUUGAUUGAGAACAUGGAGAACAUGGUGCCCAUUGAAAUGCAAUCUUGUAGCAUGGAUGAUGAAGGAGAGAUAGCAUUGGGUUGCUUACAGAGGCAAGAACUCAAUGAAUGGGUUGACUCACAACAAUGUUCAAAUUUUCUGUUUUGGGAUAAUGUUGAUGGACCACUUGGAGGAGAAGAAAUUGCACCAAAUUCAUCAAGUAUGGGAGCUGCACUCUCCUCCUUCCCUUCAUCUCUAUGACUCGCUAAGAUUUUAUUUAUGAAUUAUGAUGGUGUCUCUCUCCCCAUAUUGAUCUUUCUAUAGAGCUUGCAAAAUGGUUCAGGCUUUUGAAGACAGUUUGUUAAUUACUUUUCUUCCAUUUCUACACCCUUUUUUUUCUUUCUUUCUUUUAACUUCUCAGUGGUGAGAUUGUGAAAUUGUGAGGAAAUGCUAUUACUUAUGAAUAUGCAUGCAAGUGUUUUCUUGGUGUUUGGAAACAGAAGAAGAGAAAAUAAAAGGCAAUGCGAAAAUCAGCAAAGAGUUUGAUAUGAUAAUUAAUCAUGGUGAUGAAUUAAUUAAGCUUCACUUUCUUC